AUGCAUAUUCGGAAACUACUUAAGAAAAUGGAUCGUCCAAAUGGUCUUUAUCCAAAUUAUUUGAAUCCAAGAACAGGGCGCUGGGGUCAGUUCCUAGCUAUAGAAAAACAUCUUAUUAAGAAGUCCCGGGGAGGUCUUGUCUUUAUUGGAGAAUGGAAGAAUGGGCACUUGGAAAAGAAGAUGGGGCAUUUGGCCUGCUUUGCUGGGGGAAUGUUUGCACUAGGAGCAGAUGGUUCCAGAAUGGAUAAAGCUGGUCAUUAUUUAGAGCUAGGAGCGGAAAUUGCACGUACAUGUCAUGAGUCAUAUGACAGAACUGUACAACCUAAUAACAAGAAAGAAAGGUGGCAGCUGAGCGUUGUAAUUGUGUGUGACCCCACCAUCCCAAUGGCAGAUGACCUUAUAUUGCCCAGGUUUAAGGCCAUCGAAAAGUAUUGCCGAGUCAGUGGUGGAUUUUCUGGGGUCAAGGAUGUAUAUUCCUCUACUCCUACACAUGAUGAUGUACAGCAAAGCUUCUUUCUUGCUGAAACAUUAAAAUAUUUGUAUCUGCUGUUCUCUGGUGAUGACCUUUUACCUUUAGACCACUGGGUGUUUAAUACAGAGGCUCACCCUCUGCCUGUGUUACAUUUAGCCAACACCACACUUUCAGGUAAUCCUGCUGUUCGAUGAAAGCAGCUCCAGAAGGACGAUUCUCACCUGUGUUUUGUUUACAUGGACCACUAUAGAAUUAGUCUGGAGAGGCAGCUUUUGAAAACCUGGACCUCUAAGUCAACAUGGCAGGGUGAAACUAUUCCCCGAAAGACUUUUCAACUUGUAGAUAUAUCAACUUUGAAAUUAUUCCAUUUUAUACCUGACCAAAACGUGUUGUGGUAUGUGCUUUGAUUCUUAAUGAGGUGGUCACAUGAAAAAUGAUUCCUAUUACAACUGUGUUGUUUUAGAGUCUUGGAGGCUAGACUUCCUAAGAGUAAGCCAAGAAUAUAGAGCACCUUGCAGGAGUUAAAGAUGGCCUUUGGAACCGGUUAUAUAUUUGUUUCCUCCUACAGUGGAGCAGCUUUCAAAUCAAAUAUUUACACAUUGUUUAUCCCUUUUUUCUUCAUUUUUUAAAUAAUGGAAUGAACUAAGAUAAAUAAGAACAAAAGAAUAGUAUAACUGCAUCAGUGACAAGAAGACUUAAAAAAGGAACAGAAGUACCUGUCCCUGUCUGAAUUUUCAAGUUCCCCGUUGGAUGACCAGACUGGCAACCACUUCAAAUCCCAAUCUAUUUCAUUGGAAUUUCUUGGUUAAAUUUAAUUUUCUCCGGGGGCAUGAUCUCACAAAGAAUAUUCUUCAAGUCUUUGUCUCCAUAUGGAAUCACUGAAACUACUAUUUAUAACCACUACUUACGAGCCUGGGUUUGGGAUUUUGUGCAUGUAGUGCAGUCUUGUGUUGGUAGCAUGACAAAAAAUGGGGAAAAUGCCACAGUUUGUUGCCUUGAAACCUGUUCUAAAAGAAAUCCUUGGUUUUGUUGGCAGAUUAUUUUUCCGAACCAACAAAUCUACUAAGUAAAGUUCAUCCACUUAAAUGUCAUAAUAAAGUUAAUAGAGUCACUCAA
Propithecus coquereli (Coquerel's sifaka) is the source of this 1588-nucleotide messenger RNA. Its product is annotated as mannosyl-oligosaccharide 1,2-alpha-mannosidase IB-like. NCBI's taxonomy places the organism in Eukaryota, Metazoa, Chordata, Mammalia, Primates, Indriidae. The record is from RefSeq and is a predicted model, not a curated record. Gene Ontology annotation, molecular function: calcium ion binding; mannosyl-oligosaccharide 1,2-alpha-mannosidase activity. Bases 1 to 666 code for a protein of 221 amino acids. Gene Ontology annotation, cellular component: extracellular exosome; endoplasmic reticulum; Golgi membrane. Gene Ontology annotation, biological process: N-glycan processing; carbohydrate metabolic process. The transcript has 6 exons.